Messenger RNA from Argentina anserina (silverweed cinquefoil), 1786 nucleotides. RefSeq lists its product as uncharacterized. The record is from RefSeq and is a predicted model, not a curated record. Bases 27 to 1454 code for a protein of 475 amino acids. The transcript has a single exon. Gene Ontology annotation, cellular component: cytoplasm. Gene Ontology annotation, biological process: protein ubiquitination. Gene Ontology annotation, molecular function: ubiquitin protein ligase activity. Lineage: Eukaryota; Viridiplantae; Streptophyta; Magnoliopsida; Rosales; Rosaceae.
UUCCCAAAAAAGCUCGAAACUUAUCAAUGGCGGGGGUCACCUACCUUCAAAUCCACGACCUUGAAGACAGCCCGUCUUUCGAAACCCUCCCCUUCUGGUCCAACAGCGACUUCGACCUCUACCUUUCCUCCGAUCCCGAUUUCCCGCCGCCCCACUUCGUCGCCGUCCACCAAGGCGAGCGCUUUGACCCCGCGGACGACGAAGACGACGACGCCAUCUUCUCCCAGUGCCACCACGCCGAGCAGCACCUCGACGACGACGUCGUCUCCGAGCUCAACUCCAUUUCCAACCGCACCGAGUUCUCCUCCGACCGCGAGAACCAGGUCAACUUCGUCAUGGAUCUGUUCCACCAGCGCGUCGAGCAGUCUCAAGUGACCCCCCGCUCCGUUUUUGUCUCCGGCGAGGGCUCCGAUUUCGGGGUCGUGGAGGGGAAUUGCGACAUGGAUGAUGGGCUUGAUCUUGAUCUUGAUCUUGAUUUGAGCUUAGGGUUAGAUUUUAGGAACUGUUUUGAUGGGGAUGGGGUUGUGUAUCCUGAUGAAGAUGACUUCUUUGUGGGGAGGAGAAGGGUUUCGGAGUCGGAGUCCGGUGAGGCCACGUCAUCUGUAGGGAGGGUGGAGGCGUUUGAGAAUUGCGUGACGGUCGUUGGAAUUGGAUCAGAGAGUGAUGAGGAUGAGAACGGUGUGAUUGGGCUUGAUUUGCAUUCGGAGGGCGAGUAUGGUGUGGAGGAGGAGGAGGAGGAUCAUGUUGGUGGCGAUUACGACGACGAAACUGGAGUUCCUCUGUGCUGGGAUUCGCUGCGAUUGGAGGAGAAUAGGGAGAGUAAUGAGGACUUUGAGUGGGAGGAAGUUGAUGGUAGGGCGGAUGAGGUUUUCGGAAUGUUUGUUGAUCCUGAAAAUGAGGAGGAGGAGGAGGAGGAGGAGGAGCCGGCGCUUGCGAUUUCGGCUGUUGCUCUUCCUGAGGAGGAAUUGAGUGUGGAGAGGGUGGAAGGUUUGGGGAAUGUGGAGUGGGAGGUUUUGUUGAACUCGAGCAAUUGGGAGCCGAAUGCAGAGCUGGAUCAUGAUGCUGAGUCUUUCCCUGGUGAUCAUGAUGACUACAUUUACACUCCGGAGUAUGAUAUGUUGUUUGGGCAGUUUUCCGAGAAUGAGAGCGCGGUGAUGGGCAGGCCUCCGGCUGCUAAGUCUGUUGUCGAGACUCUUCCCUCGGUGGUCAUGAGUCAGGAGGAUGUGGACAAGGGCAAUGCGCUCUGUGCUGUUUGCAAGGAUGAUAUUACUCUCGGGGAACCGGGAAAGAAGUUACCUUGUGCACAUAGGUAUCAUGGUGACUGCAUUGUGCCGUGGCUGCGCAUUAGGAAUACAUGUCCUGUUUGUCGACAUGAGCUGCCUACCGAUGAUGCUGCUUAUGAGCGCAGGAGGAGCCAGAGGACUGCUAGUGGACUCAACUUUCCUCAGAUAUGAUUUUGGAAUCUUUCUUGAAGGAUUAGGUUUUUGAAAAUGUAGAUACUGAUGUGGUGAGGAGUGUACCUCUCUUCUCUUCGGGUUAAGAGAGGAAGAGUUUACCUUUCUUUGCGAGGAUUAUAUGAUUCGUAUGCUUUGUUUGUUUUCAUGGUAGCAUAAGAUUGUUCAAUGACUGCAGAUUUUUUUUCAUGGUUAUCAUGUUAACUACUUUUGAAGUUUUGAACAUCCCAUGUAGACAUUUGUUAUGCUCGUUUUUGCUGGAAGAUGAUUCCGUAUAAUAUUCAAGCAUGUAAUGUAAUAAUAUUGGCCGGGUACUCAAAUUGUUGUCUUUA